AUGGCUGGAAUCUGGCCAGAUUGCACCAGGCCAAGCAGCAUGAGAGAUUCUUUCCUUACCCCAUGGAAUGUACUUAGAUGUUAUCUUGAGAGCAUAUUACAGGUUGCUGUGAUGCAUGAAUUGAUUGGCAAUGGUGCCGAAGCAGAAGUUUUAUUACGGAUAGGAAAGGAGAUAUCAUCUUUCCAAGGACUACCAAUUUUUGCUGUUGUCUUUACAUCAGUGUUAGGUCAAAUAUACCACAAGAGACAGCUAUGGGAUGCCGCUGAGGGUGAGCUUAAACAUGCUAAGGACCUCCUUGCAGAAAAUGAUGAAUUCAUUUCAUGCAAGACAUGCAAGUUGACUCUGCCGAUAUCAGUUGAUGUGCAAGCUGGAGAUCUGUCUUGGAAUCUCUUUGAGAAAGACUUGCAGAAACAAUCAACAGGCAAUUUGUCUAGUGCUUUAGGCAUGUAUCAAUCUGCCGUGGAGAAAUUGAAUAACUCUGGUUUGGAUUUUUCUGCUGGAUCCUGUGAUAAAGUUAAUACUAGUUGUAUGUUGUACAGCAAAGAUUCUAUUGCAGAAACCAAGCGUGGAGCUUGUAAUAAUGGGAAAGAACCCUUAGCAGCCAAGGAUGGAGUUUUACCUCCAUGUACUCCUUGUUUGUUGUUCAGUCAGGUACCUAUUGACCAGUACGAUGAACUUGUGGGAUUAAAAUCUGAAAGGGAGAAUUUGAAGAGUGCCGAAAGUGCUCCACCAUUGGAUGUUAAAGUUAAGAGGGCAUCUGGAACUUCAUUACGUUUAGCUAAAGAACAGAAUGUGUCAGCUCAUGCAAAGACUAGAACCACCCGAUCUAGUAAGCGAACUGCACAUGUGAAAAGUGAAAAAGACUUGGCUGAACUGAAUAGCAAAAAUGACAUAUCUUAUAGCAAGGAAUUGUCCACAGAUGGUUUGGUCUGUGGGAAGCUAAACUGUUCCCUUGAUGGUGUUGGCCGCAACAGAGAUGACAUAUGCAAUAUGUUUGGAUGUUGGAGCUGCCUUUUUGUUAAUUCACUCAAUUUUGAGUGCAUUGAGAAUAUACUGCAGUUCAGAGAAGACUGCAUUCGCCGACGCCAUCUUGUGUCGCUUCUGUUAAAGACAGCAGCAAGAACCUUGGGAGCUCAGGGUGGAAAACAUGGAGCUCAUGAAGUUCAUAGUAUCUACUGGCAGUGCAUAUCAUUGUUGUAUUUCAGAUCUCUUCCUCAAGGGUGUUAUAGAACAUAUGGGCCUCGUUUAGUUGAACUGAUCAUGAAUGAAAAUACUGGUGAUUUUCUUUCUUUAGAGCGUGCAGAAAUACUAUGUAGUAUGAGUUCCUUUUUGCUGAAGGGUUUCCUUUCAGAACAGUCAAGGGAUGGUUGCUGCAGCUUCUGUAGUGUACAAAUGUCUGAUGUUGUUUCAUGGUUGCUGAAAGCUUUUGUGCUAUCUGGAGAGAGUCCUUCACUUCUCCAGGAGGUUUGCAGGCUACUUACAUGCAUAUUCUUACUAUCAACGAUAGAUUCCACGGUCCAAUUACCUUUGUAUUCCAAGGGAUCUCUCUCUUUGAAUCAUUGGGCCGCAUACUUCCACCAAACUUCUGUUGGAACUUAUCUCAAUUGCCAUUACCUUGCGAGCUUACAAGCAUUGCCCAGAAAAACAGAAUCGAAGGGUGUCACUGGAGAUCUCACAGACAAGACAGAUGAAGUUCCAAAGUUUCUAAGGUUUUCAUCGGCAGGCAUGGAACAUCUUGAAAAGCAUGUGAUUGAAUUCUUCCAUGAACUUCCUGAUGUACCAAUUGUGUGCAUUAGUAUGCUUGGAGGUGAUAUUGUGAAUGUUCUUGGGGAAACACUUCUUCUCCCUUCCCCUUUUCCUGCUUGGAUGUUGAUCUCAAGGUUUGAUUCAACAAACAAGCCUACCACGAUGCUUCUACCAGUGGAUCCUAUUUCGAAAGAAGCAGAGAAUGGAGACUCUUCUAUCAAAGAACUGGAUAAUCCAACUAGAACAUCAGAUAAGGAAUGGAAGUGCCCUUGGAGCUACACUAUAAUAGACUAUGUGGCUCCAACUUUCAAAAAGCUACUUGAGGAUAACUUUAGAUCCCUCUCUGGUGCGACCCACAUUCCAGAGGAUGGAAAAGCAAACGCCAUAAGGUGGUGGUCAGAUAGAAUGAAGCUCAAUGAUGACCUUAGUGAGAUGUUGGAAAACAUUGAAGAAUUGUGGCUAGGACCCUGGAAAUGCCUUCUCCUGGGCCACCAAUUAGCUGACCAACAUAGCAAGGCAGUGCUGGAAAAUCUAUUCACUGCUCUGGAGUCAGAAUUUAAACUUGAAGUAGAUCCAGCACUCAUCAAGGUCAUCCUUGGUGGGGUUGCAUCAGUGGAUGAAUUGAAAGAAUGUGUUUCUCAACUUAUAUCAUACAAAAGUUACUUUGGCAGGGGAGGGUGUUGCGGAAGAGAUAGACUUAGAGCCUUCUGUUGCCAGACUGAUGGUGAAGCUCUGGUGACCCUCGAGCAUUUGUGCAAUGGUAUAGUGGAUGAGCUAUCUGAGCCAAUUGAAAGAAAUCCGGUCAUUUUAGUCCUGGAUACUGAUGUGCAGAUGCUUCCUUGGGAGAACUUGCCUGCUUUAAGGAAUCAAGAAAUAUACCGCAUGCCAUCAAUGAGAAGCAUCUUUCUAGCAUUGACUAGAAGCACUAAUCAUCACAAAGAUGCCAGUGCCAUGGCCCCUCCUUUUCCUGUUAUUGACCCUUUCGAUGCAUUCUAUCUGUUGAAUCCUAGUGGUGAUUUGAUCAGCACACAAGAAGAAUUUUAUCAGUUGUUUAGAAACUAUGAGUGGAAGGGAAAUGCUGGGGAUGCUCCAACAGCUGAAGAGCUCGUCUUGGCCCUGAGGAAUCAUGAUCUUUUUCUCUACUUUGGACAUGGAAGUGGAAGUCAAUAUGUCUCUGGAAAGGAAAUUGAGAAGUUAGAUAACUGCGCAGCUGCUCUUCUUAUGGGUUGCAGUAGUGGGACACUUCAUUGCAAAGGCGGUUAUGCUCCUCAAGGGGCACCUUUGUCUUAUUUAUUUGCUGGUUCUCCUUCUGUCAUUGCAAAUCUCUGGGACGUCUCGGAUAAAGAUAUCGAUCGAUUUAGUAAAGCAUUGCUGAAUUCAUGGUUGCAAGAAAAAUUUAAGGCCGCCAAGAAUUGCCCUAAAUGUUGCCGCCCACUAACACAAGAAUUUGAGUCCACAACGAUUGCUGCAAAGGAUAAUGGUAGGCCAAGACGAAAAGGUACACGACAAGGUCAGAAGCAGCAGCAGACAGGAGAGAUAGAUGGCAGUAGUAACUGCUGUAAUUGCAGGCACAGGAGAAUAGCUACGCAUAUAAGUGAAGCUAGGCGUGCUUGCAGGCUUCCGCUUAUGAUCGGCGCAUCUCCUGUUUGUUACGGUGUGCCUACUAUCAUCAGGAAGAAGUAA
Triticum turgidum subsp. durum (durum wheat) is the source of this 3429-nucleotide messenger RNA. The record is from the annotation of a GenBank genome assembly. Lineage: Eukaryota; Viridiplantae; Streptophyta; Magnoliopsida; Poales; Poaceae.